AUGAAUUGGGAGGCAUUGGGCAUCCCGUCCUUCAAUCUGCAGCACCUGGAUUCUCCGUUCAGUACAGACGAAAUCAAGAAGGCUGUAUUUGAUUUGCAUGAUGAAAAGGCUCCGGGACUGGACGGUUUCAUCGGGGGUUUCUUUAAGAGAUUCUGGCCCUUGAUCUCUGACGACAUCUGCAAUGCCCUCAAGCAGUUUCACCAGCUGCGCGGAGAUCAAUGGAAGCUGUUGAAUUCUGCCUUGAUAGUGCUUUUGCCUAAGAGGGUGGACGCAACCAGAGUUGGAGACUACCGCCCCGUAAGCCUUAUGCAUAGUGUUGCCAAGCUUGUCUGCAAGAAUGUGAUCAAGGACGCCCAUAAGAGGAAGAAGCCUCUCCUGUUUCUUAAGUUGGAUAUUGCCAAAGCGUUUGAUUCGUCAUGCACAAAAAUUACUGUUGGAAAUGGAGCGAGAACCACUUUCUGGACUGAUCGUUGGAUGGAUGGAGUGGCACCUAUGGAUUUGGCACCUGGCCUCUAUAACAUUGCGGAACACAAGAUGAUUUCUGUGGCUGAUGCUAUUCGCGAGGGUGGAUGGAUGAAGGGGCUGCAGCGCAUGGCCUCGGCUGAUCUGCUGCAGUCAUUUGUUUCUCUUUGGCAUAAAGUUCAGCAAUUCAGCUUAAAUGGAGAGGAGGAUAAGAUCACUUGGAACAUCUCGGCCAAUGGGAACUACUCGGCCAAGUCUGCAUAUGAGCAACAAUUCAUUGCGCGUAUUCCAAUGCCGCGCUUAUUAAGAGUGUGGAAGGUGAAGGCUGAAUCUAAGGUCCAAUUCUUCAUCUGGACCCUUAUCCAGAACCGCCUCUGGACGGCCGAUCGCUUGCAGCGUAGAGGAUGGGAGCAUCAGGCCACUUGUUGCACCUGCGAUCAGGUCCUUGAAUCGGCUAACCACAUCAUCCUGGGCUGUCCAUUUGCGAAGGAGGUUUGGCACCUGAUGGCCAAUCAGUUCAGUAAUGCUGCGACGGCUGCGCUCCAAUCCUCCUCUAUCAACACCUGGUGGGAUAAGACAUUCAAACUAAAGAAAAAAGGAGUGUUGCUGGACGAGUGUACGGGGGCUGUAUAUUCCGGAGACGACAUUAACGAGGCACGGCAGAAGCUCCAGGAGCUGGAGAUCCACACCAUCCCGGAACUGAAGAAGACGCUGCGGGAGGUGGAGGAACAGAGGAUGCUGCAGGCAGCGAUAAAAGAGACAUCUGAUGACGCGCUCGACAAGAUGGUGGUCUGGCUGAGGCAUGCCCAGUAUGAAGCGGAAGACAUCCUCGAUCUGAUUGAUUAUCACAAGAUCGAGAGGAAGUUUGUCCUUAAAUCGCAUGGCAGCAGCUGGCCGCAUCGUCUACAUGGCACUGUGUCCACCUGCAACAUGAGCUGCACGGGGAUUGCACAUAUAAUCUGGCAGGGAUCAGCUUGGCUACUGCAGUUGGCGCGGAAGAGCUCCUUGAGUAGGUUUUCAUUCCUCCACAGGUCAGAUGAUGUACUUCCGGUGACGACCAGUGCCACGCCGUCGCCCUCCGACGAGACAGUUCCGGCGGCUACCAGUGCUGCACCCAGGUUCUGCUGCAGCUCCAUAUUCUACUGGUUCCUUGAUGCGGGUGCCCGCAUUUACCGAAACUGGUUUUCUGACGUGGUUGGCAUCACUGGCUACAAGGAGAAUGCCACUGAGUUGGAUUAUGUCCUUCCUAGUGUCUCAAGACGGAACCUGAAGGAAAGAAUAGAGAAAGUACAAAGAACCAUCAGUUUAGUGAAGAAGUCGCAUCUCUUGGUAGCAAGCAAGAGCGCAGCGAAUGAUAUUGUUAACAUGCACAGGAGAAAAAUUACAUCAUGUAGCAGCAAGAGGGAGGUAUUUGGUCGAGACAUAUUGCUUACUGAUAUCAUGUCAAAGUUGCUUGGUGAGACACCACAUAAUAGUAUAGCACUGAGCUCCAGUAGCAAUAAAUGUUACUCCGUGAUUGGCAUAUAUGGCGUUGCAGGGUCAGGGAAGACUACCCUGGCUCGAUAUGUACUGGAUCAUGUAAAGGAGUACUAUGCUGAACAUUUUGACACCCUCAUGUGCAUUCAUGUUACCGAGACUUUUACUGUGGAUGAUAUAUUUCAUGACAUGCUGGAGCAGAUUACCAAACAUAGAAACUCUAACACAUUAAGCUGCGAAGAGCUGAAAAAGAAGUUGAAGCAGAAUUUGAGAGGGAAACGUUUCUUUUUGAUAUUGGAUGAUGUUUGGGUGAAGGGCAACAAUUACCAGGAACUGAAGGAGCUAUGCUCUCCAUUUAAUGUUGGGAUGAAAGGAAGCAAAAUUCUGGCGACUGCUCGAAGAGAAGAUGCAAUUCGAGCUCUAGGUGCCAAUGGACUUAUUGCAAUAUCUGAUUUGGAUGAGGACCAAUACUUCAGAAUGUUCAUGCAUUACGCACUGAAUGGUUUAAGUGUUGAUGAUCGAGAAUUUGAACCAAUUGGGAGAAAGAUUGCGGUGAAGCUACACAGAUCACCUAUUGCAGCAGCAGUAGUGGGAGGACAGCUUCAUGGACAAACCAUCGCAUUUUGGAAAACAACUGCAACACUUGAUGUGUUGAAUGACACCAUGGGAGCUCUUAGGUGGAGCUAUAUGCAACUUGAUAUGGACAUCAGGCGAUGCUUUGAAUACUGCAAUAUUUUCCCUAGAAGAUUCAAACUUGAAAAGGACAAAUUAGUUCACCUGUGGAUAGCGCAAGGGUUUGUGAAGACCGGUCGUGAAACAACGAAUAUGGAAGAUGUAGCUGAAAGGUACAUUCAUGAGUUACAGUCAUGCUCAUUUCUGCAACCAGAAGAAACUGGGUACUUUUCAAUUCAUGACCUGGUGCAUGAAUUAGCACAGACGAUAGCCGGAAGUGAUUCCUUCAGAAUCGAGAAUGCAAGUUGGCGGAGAGAAGAAAUGGAAGUAGAUGUCCCUACAGAUGCUCGACAUCUUUUUGUUCAGAAAUACGACGGAGAUUUGAUUACUAAGAAGAUCCUUCAAAUGGAAAAUUUACGCACACUGAUCUUUUAUACUGUUGGGCGUGCGCCGGUUGAGGAAAAAGUCAUUGAGAGUAUAUUCAAGAGGCUACAGAAAUUGCGGGUACUUGCCAUAACUUUGAGUUCAGAACAUCAUGGUCGAUACAUUAAGAAACCCGACAAGAUCUCAGUCUCAGAAUCUAUCAGUCAGUUAAAGCAUCUACGCUAUCUCGCUAUACGGGCAAAAGUGGCGUGCAGGAUAAUUUUACCAAGCACACUAGCUAAACUUUACCAUAUCCAGAUGCUAGAUUUUGGUAACUGUGAAAAAAUGGAAUUGCCCACUGCUGACCUUAUCAGUAUGCGGCGUUUAUUGUUGCCAUUGACAGGCGUGAAAUUUCCUAACCUAGGCAGGUCAAAGUUGCUCCAGACGCUACCAGGCUUCACUGUAAGGGAUGAACAAGGGUGUGAGUUAAAGCAAUUGAGGGACCUAAACAAGCUUCGCGGCAGCCUGUGGAUCAGGGGGCUUGAAAAUGUUCAGACCAAGAAGGAAGCUCUCGAAGCCAAUCUUGCUGCCAAGGAAAGGCUCACACAAGUGUCACUCGAGUGGCGUGCUAAUAGGAGCUGCAAUCCAAAAGUUCAAGCAGAUGUGCUCGAGUGUCUUUGUCCUCCCACAUCACUUACAAAACUGAAUAUCUUGAACUACAAAGGCUCGAGGUACCCAAAAUGGAUGGUGUGCAAGCAGAACGGCGGUCCAAAGGACCUGAAAGAACUUCGGCUCACUGGGUGGAACCAACUGGGACGUGCUCCUGACCUCGUGGCUUUCACUCUUCUUUCUUCGCUAGAUCUUUGGAACUGUGGAUGGGACGCCUUGCCAGGCAAUAUGGAGCACCUCACAUUGCUAAAGAGACUGGUGAUGUACAAAUGCUUGAAUAUCCUGUCUCUUCCAACAUUGCCCCAGUCUCUCGAGAGGUUUCUACUCCGCAAGUGCAACGAUGGGUUCAUGAAGUCUUGUCUAACAAUCGGACAUCCAAACUGGGAAAAGAUUGAGCACAUUCCUGAGAAAACAAUCGCAGACAAGUAA
This is a messenger RNA of Triticum aestivum (bread wheat), 4071 nucleotides long. RefSeq lists its product as uncharacterized. The record is from RefSeq and is a predicted model, not a curated record. NCBI's taxonomy places the organism in Eukaryota, Viridiplantae, Streptophyta, Magnoliopsida, Poales, Poaceae. Bases 1 to 4071 code for a protein of 1356 amino acids. Gene Ontology annotation, molecular function: ADP binding. Gene Ontology annotation, biological process: defense response to other organism. The transcript has 5 exons.